UGUCCCUUGUUGUCACUUGUUUUAUAUUGAAAUCUACGCAGACAUUUAAAAGUAAAUAUGCAUAGAAAUACAUUCACUAGUUAGGUGUGCGAGCCAAAUUAUUGAUGUGUAAGGUUAUUAAAAACUAGGAUACAAAAUUCUGGCUAGUAUAUUUUAACAGCAAGAUGUGGAACAGAACUUAUUUGUACAAUUUUGAGACUGGUACCUCAGUGUACUUCCAUACUUAUGACUAUGUUGUGUUUGGUAUAACGUUAGGAUUGUCUGCUAGUAUUGGACUGUUUUAUGCCAUAAAAGACAGAAAAAAGAAGAGUGAGAAUGAGUUCCUCCUGGCCGGACGUAACAUGUCUGUUUUACCAGUAGCACUUUCUUUGAUGUCCAGUUUUAUUUCAGCCGUAACAUUGUUAGGAACUCCAGCUGAGAUGUACCGGUACAAUACCAUGUACUGGUUUAUCGUUUUUGGGUUUCUGAUCUCUGUUAUUUUGUCGAAUACUAUUUUUAUCCCAGUUUUCUACAAUCUUGGAAUUACCAGUGUUUUUGAGUAUAUCCAUCUAAGAUUUGGAACGUUGGUUCGAAUAAUUUCCUGUAUCAUCUACAUGAUAACGAUGCUUAUUUAUAUGGCGAUAGUACUGUACGGUCCAUCUUUAGCUUUGAAUGCAGUAACCGGGAUCGACCUCUGGGGAUCACUGGUAGCAAUAUGUGCGGUCUGUACACUGUAUACGGCUUUGGGUGGCAUGAAAGCUGUAGUUUGGACUGAUACUGUACAAGUACUGAUCAUGUUUGCCGGGAUGUUAAUACUUCUGAUAUUUGGGUGCAGAAAAUUGGGUGGUUUAGAUGUAGCAUGGAGAGUUGCUGACCAAAAUGAUAGAAUUAAGUUCCUCAUACUGAAUCCAGACCCGUCAGAAAGACAUUCACUUUGGAAUAUGAUAGUUGGUGGUGGAUUUAUAUGGACAGGCGUAUAUGGUAUAAAUCAAGCACAAGUUCAAAGAGCUGUUUCAUUUUCAUCACUUGCAAGAGCUAAAUUAUCAUUAUGGGUGAAUUUGGUGUGUAUUGUGUCAAUCCUUUCAUUGGUCUGUCUUGUUGGAGUAGUCAUGUUCGCUUAUUAUAGCACGUGUGAUCCAGUGAAAGCAGGAAUUGUGACAAAAUCUGAUCAGUUGAUUCCUUUGUUUGCAAUGGAUAUAGUUGGAAAAUACCAUGGACUUCCAGGAUUGGUUAUAUCGUGCAUUUUCAGUGGAAGUUUAAGCUCUGUGUCAUCUGGAUUUAAUGCAAUAUCAGCGAUUAUUUUAAAGGAUUUUAUUCUUGUAUGUGCUCCAAAUAUGCCCUCUGGAACAAGAACAAUUAUUUCCAAAUUCAUUGUUCUCCUAACUGGUGGCGUCUGUCUCGCUGUAGCUUAUGUCAUGUCACUAUUAACGUCUUCCAUCUUAACGGCUACAAUCACUAUAUAUGGUCUUCUUGGUGGACCCUUACUUGGACUUUUCACUCUUGGUAUUUUAUUUCCAUGGGCCAAUAAAUGGGGCGGAUUGUUUGGACUUCUUUCAUCAUUAGUUGUGAAUUGCUGGAUUGGUUUUGGUGCGUUUAUAAAUAAAGUAGUGGUAACACCAACAUCUCCGGUUACAACAGAAGGAUGCCGGUUGAAUCUUACAACUAUUGAGGCCAUCACUAAUAUAACAUCAACGACUCCUUCAGCGGCAAUUGAAAAACAAGAUGACUACCUAAUUAUAUACAAGAUGUCUUACAUCUGGUUCACUGGACUUGGGUUAUUGGUAUGUGUGGUAUUUGGACUCAUUGUAAGCUUUAUAACAGGAGCAACAGACCCAAAGAAAAUAAAUCCUGGUUUAAUUUGUCCUAUAUUUGAUGAAAUUUUGCCAUGCCUUCCUGUGAAAACCAGAAAGAGGCUUCAUUUUGGCGUUCGUCACGAAGACUUUGUAAAGUUCUCCAAGGACAACCCGAAAACGAUUGAGAGAGGAGGAUAUGAUAGAACGCUGUAUAUAGCAGAAAAUACAGAUAAAAUACCCCAUGAUGCAAUCCGUGGUUUCCCUAAACAUUUUGAAAAAUCAGAAUAUAACACUAAACUUUGAUGCAAGCAUACGAUAUUGUUUAAUUAUACAUUUUUCUAUCCUUAUGAAAAUUGAACGUUUUAAUCAUGUUUUAAGUAUGUCCGAUAUAUCAUGUGACAGUACAAUACCACAAUUUCCUGUUCAUGCACAUCAUAGAAAACCACAAUUAAUUUUAAAUAAAAAAAGUUUCAUUAUCUUAAAGCGACUGUUUAAACAAACCAUUAUAUACUUUUACUUCAGAUCAGCAGGUUCAAUUUUAAAAAUGCAACUUUUUAAUAUAAGCAAUCUUAAUGGAGAAAAUGUGUUUCACUUUUUGUAAGUUUUCAAAAAUUAUACCUGUGAAAUAUGAAAAAAAGAAGAUGUGGUGUGAUUACUAAUGAGACAACUCACCACAAGAUACCAAAUGACAUAGAAACAACUAACAACUAUAGGUCACCGUAAGGCCUUCAACAAUGAGCAAAACCAAUUCCGCAUGUGAAAGGUCAUUACAAGUUAAUCACACCUAAAUAAACUAGAGACUCGUAAGAUUCUGCUAAUCUGCGUAUAUAGCUGCCUACUUAUUAGGAACAUUCAUUAUUCAAUAUAUAAAACAUACGAAUCAUUCUGAUCCUUAUGCAUAUAUUUUCUUAUUGUGUGUGAUAUGGCUUCAAACAUACCGCUUUCUUACGGAAUGUGCAUAAAGUAGGACAAUCAAUAAAAAAAAAGUUUGUCAAAUAAUGGAUAUUGGAUAGACACAAAAAAAAAUGUGGUGCAAAAAUAAAACAUAAUACAUCAAAAUAAACUUUCCAUCGUUAAUAAACAAAAUGAAAACUAUUGCUAUAAAACAAAAUGUAAUAUGCGAUACUAGUUGAAACACCAGGCAGUCCAUAGAUAUGAAAAUAAGGAGAUGUAGUAUGAUUGACAAUGAGACAGCUGCUAUCCACCAACGUUCAAAUGAAGUGGAUGAAAGCAAUUAUUAUAGGCAACCGUACGAUUCUCCAAAAUGAGAAAAACCAAUACCAUUUAGUCGGCUUUAAAAGGCCCCGAACUGAAAAAUGAAACAAUUCCAUUGAGUAAACUAACUGCCUAAUUUGUAACAAAAUAAUUUAUGAAAAACAAAUAUGACAGAAAUGCACGAACGACAACCACUGAACUACAGGCUCCUGACUUGGAACAGGCACAUACAGAAUGUGGCGGGGUUAAACAUGUUUGAAGGCGCCAACAGACUUGCCAUAAAAAAGUACAGUAUGUAAUAAUCGAUCAAAAUGACCCAUGUUAAUUAGACAAAAAAAUAUUUUUAAAAUCUGGAAUCAUAUAUAAUCAUUAUAUCCCGUAUUUUUGUUUUAUUGCUUUUUAUCAUAGAUGAUAUUGCUUUUGUGUAUUGUGUAAUAUUAUGUUUGUGGUAAAGCUUAAAUUGUACGCUUGUUUGUUUGUUUGGCUUUUUGAAAUAAAAUCUGGAAAUGUAGAAAAUUAA
Messenger RNA from Mytilus californianus (California mussel), 3507 nucleotides. Its product is annotated as sodium-coupled monocarboxylate transporter 1-like. Gene Ontology annotation, biological process: sodium ion transport; transmembrane transport. The transcript has 15 exons. The coding region runs from base 165 to 2075 and encodes 636 amino acids. Gene Ontology annotation, molecular function: symporter activity. Gene Ontology annotation, cellular component: membrane. The record is from RefSeq and is a predicted model, not a curated record. Lineage: Eukaryota; Metazoa; Mollusca; Bivalvia; Mytilida; Mytilidae.